This is a messenger RNA of Ochlerotatus camptorhynchus, 3941 nucleotides long. Its product is annotated as protein tramtrack, beta isoform. Gene Ontology annotation, molecular function: protein binding. NCBI's taxonomy places the organism in Eukaryota, Metazoa, Arthropoda, Insecta, Diptera, Culicidae. Gene Ontology annotation, cellular component: nucleus. Gene Ontology annotation, biological process: regulation of transcription by RNA polymerase II. The record is from RefSeq and is a predicted model, not a curated record. The coding region runs from base 702 to 2957 and encodes 751 amino acids. The transcript has 5 exons.
UCUAUCGUCGGAGACGAAGCUCGAUCCACUCGUACAUCCACUAAAGUCGCGUCCGUUUAGAUAGUCUAGACACAUGAUGCGGAUCGUUAUGGCGUCCGUGGCAUCUUGGAACAACAGCAGUGAGCGAGAAGCAUAAACAUCGUCAUCGUCAACGUGAGUGGCCGUCUACCUUCCACCAUCCCUUCGGCGUUUGUCAACGUGUGGAAAACAUUCUCGCAGAGAUCGCGGUUUUCUGAAGUCGCCAAGAUCGCGGAGCGCGCAGAUCUUCUUCUUCCGCCACACGAACACAUGCUCUCGCAGCAGAAGAAGAGCACGCGCGCGUUCCUACUCAGCCGACCGACGUAGUAGCUGAAGCAAUAGUAGUAGUGGUGGUGGUGGUAGUUCUCCAGGCCACCAGAGACUAAAAAUAGUACAAUACGGCCUGGAUUUUUGGGAGAUGUCAAAGUAGCUCAGCGCGGCUCGGUGUUCGGUUGCCCAGCGGUACUAGCCUGCAUUGGCACUUUUUUCGGCCGAUCUAUUUAUUGCAGAACGUGGUGAUCGUCGCGACGGACCGUCAUCUCUUGUUACGCCAACUAGUCGGAGAAAUUGUUCAAUUGUUCCGUUUGGAGACAAGGGCAGUCAUCAAAAUCAGCUGCGCAUCGCUUCGACAGGAUCCCUCGACCAAAGCCUGACCUGAAACCGAUCGCAGUAAUUCAAGCAGCAUGGACACGCAAACGCACGGCGGUGGAACGGUCAAUGGGGGUGGUAGCAGUCCUCAGCAGUUUUGCCUUCGAUGGCAUAAUCACCAGGCGAGUUUACUAAGCUCACUUCCACUUCUAUUGGAUCAAUCCCAUCUCACCGAUGUAACGCUAAUAGCAGAAGGACGCAACAUUAAAGCACACCGAGUGGUACUCAGUGCAUGCAGUACAUUCUUUUCGGAACUGUUCCGAACCUUGGAUGGCCCUCUGUAUCCAGUUGUAGUCCUGCCAGGGGCCUCUUUUCACUCAGUUGUAGCGCUUCUCACUUUCAUGUACUCCGGAGAGGUUAACGUCUAUGAGGAACAAAUCUCUACCCUACUCUCGCUGGCCGAGACUUUGGGUAUCAAAGGAUUAGCGGAUUUCAGUGGAAAUUCACAAAAAUCCAGCACUCCAACGACUGAAGCUUCUUCACGGGAGUCGGAAAUUCCAUCGCCCUAUCAAGGCAUCAAAAUGGAAUCCCCAGGCGAUUCCUACUUUCCACGACCGUUCAAUUUCCAUUCGCCACUUUUCCCACAAGCACUCAACCUGGCGACACAUAACAACAGCAAUAGCAACAACAACAGCUCGAGUAAAUCGACAGACCCAUUCUCACGAUUUCUUCCGCAGAAGUGUGAUAUGAUGCCAAACGAAGCGCUAUGGAAGAUGAAUGAGGAAGGUGAAUCUAUAAAUAGAGACAACAAAAAUGGCAGCAAUAACGGUCCCAGCAGCAAUAGCUUAGAAGAUCGACAAUCUGUCAAUGCUAAUAAUAAGAACAACAGUGCCAGCAACAUCAGCACCGGCCAGGGCAUCGAGAAGUCCAAUGUGACAAAAAACGACACAGAAUCCGCUGCCACUAGUGGAGAUCCUAAAUUUAAUCUCGAUAGCACCCAUCUUCACCAAGCGCAGCAUCAACAGCAGCACGACUCCGCACCAUCCACGCCUUCCAGCAAUCCGGACGAGCAACGCUCGCUGUCCCUAAACACUUGUUCUGUCAAGAGAUCCACAAGUCAGGAAAGCAAACGAAAGAAAAUCGACAAAAUUGCAGAGAAUCUCCGAACACAAACAACCGCGACGGCAGCCGCUGCCGCCGCCGCUGCAGCUGCCGCAGCAUCCUUCAACAAGCAUUUGUUGCAAUCCUUGAAAUUCCCACCGAGCUCGCAGUCACUCUCGCAGCUACACUUUUUCAGCAAACCUCCCACCGUCACCCCUGUGAGCCAACAACAGCCGUCCUUUCUCGCACACCAUUUCCUAACGAACGAGUCUGCAUCGAAGACACCGGAAAACCUUAUCCUACCUGAUCCGGCCCACCCAAGUCCCGGUGGAACAGGUUUACUUAUGAACCAUGGUGGCACAAUGUCGCCAAUUUCAUCAUCAGCAUGCUCCACGGCCACGACAAUUACCCCUUCCAUGGCGAUGGACAUCGUGGGGGCUUCGUCGCUCAGUGCUGCCAACAAUAUGCUGAAGGCGGCUGCCGCUGCCGGCCAUCACAUGGGUACCGGUGGAACACCACCGCAGAAGCCACCCACCAAGCUGUACGCCACGUGCUUCAUCUGCAACAAACAACUCAGUAAUCAGUACAAUCUGCGGGUGCACUUGGAGACGCAUCAGAAUGUCAGGUAUGCAUGUACCGUUUGUUCGCACGUAUCCCGCAGCAAGGAUGCCCUGAGGAAACACGUAUCCUAUCGACACCCUGGAACGCCUAGCCCAUGCGAUCCGGACACCAAACGGAAGCGUUCGAAAGCUAAUCUUGGCCAGAUGAUCAAGCAGGAAAUGCUCAACGACCAAAACCCGAUGAGUCACUUGAUUAAGCAGGAGUUCCUAUCCGAACAAUCGAAUCAAUUACAUCAACAGCAACAGCAACAGCAACAACAGCAGCAACACCACACCAAUCAGCUUCUAGCCAAUUUGACUUCCCAGGGCAAUUCGAUCGUAUCGAUUCCUACCUUCCUUCAACAGGCUGCUUCCAUGCAGUCUGCAUUUGCCCCCAAAUCUCUACUAUUCAAUGCGGCUUCGAUCCCAACAUCCCUGGCCUCUUCCCUGACAACGGCUCAAAUGUCCGACGUCUUGAACCAGCCAAAGGAUCUCAGCCAUCCGAUAUCUCUGCCGGAAAGUGCUAACGGAUCACCUUCACCAACCAUCGCUGAAUGUGCCAAAGCGAACAACGGAUCUUCGGAAAGCAUGGACCAAGGUCAACCGACAGCUGCGGAAGAACCUGGUCCAACCGCAGGAUCUGCGCCAUAAUAACACUAGUCACGUUCUAUAAUGAGAUUCUUAGCGAUUAAGUAGAAGCGACAUAAUGCAGAACCACAUUUAUAAAAGACAUUAAUUUAACAUAAGUAAUUAAGUUAUUUACACUGAAAAAACAGAUAGUCAAAUCCCUGAUAAAAACAUUUUUGUUUUUUGAUUUCUCUCUGAUUUUUGUAUCUACUUCCCUAGCUGUGAUAGUCGAUCAAUUGAAUAGACUUUUCUGAACAACAACUUCAAAGCAGUUACAUCCCAGUUCCCAUAAUCGAUUUUCCAUUAUAAUUUUUUUAUAUUCUUUAAUAUUUCCUGUCAAAAUUUUGGUCUACCUCAAACAUUUUUGGAAAACCACAAACUCUUCCUAACCACCCCCUAUAACUAUAACUUAGUAUAUCAAGAAAAUACCUGUUCUAGACAAACCUGUAAAAGACACUCAAACAAACUGUCCCCAUUUUUUCGACUAAGCGAAUUGUGCCUUGAUUGAAAUUGUAUGAUCUUUGUGCAUCAGUGCCUUUCUCACGAGUAACGUUAAUAAAAGAGUUAUUCUAUAUGAUAAUAAAAAAACACAUUAAACUAAGGUAAAUGGAUUAAAUGUAAUUUAAAAGAGAUGUGAAACAUGAAAAAGACAAUACUAAGUAGGAACAUUUGAGUCAUCAUUUUUAGUUGUUUCUUUAAUUUUUAAGUAAUUUAUUAUAAUGACAAUUUUUAAAAGUGCUGAAGAACGAUUGACAAUGAUUGGAGAAUUAAAGAAAUGAUAAUGUUACCACCACACUGUUUCUAUUGUUCGUUAGUGAAACUAACCAAUUGAAUGCAAUAUUUUUUUUUAUAUAUUUUAUUAUUACGACACAUUUACUUAAAUGUGCAAUAUUACUCAAACGGUUAACUCUUAGUAGGGAAUGUUUUGUUUUCUUAGAACCUUUGUAAUUUGAAUAAAUCACAAAAUAUUUGCAAUAAUAAACAUAAUGAUGAGAUUUGCCAUUUUAA